Messenger RNA from Drosophila hydei, 525 nucleotides. Its product is annotated as protein nemuri. Bases 1 to 438 code for a protein of 145 amino acids. NCBI's taxonomy places the organism in Eukaryota, Metazoa, Arthropoda, Insecta, Diptera, Drosophilidae. The transcript has a single exon. The record is from RefSeq and is a predicted model, not a curated record.
AUGUCAAACAAGUACGCAUUGAUCUUUGCCCUGGCAGCCCUCUGCUGCCUGGUGGCAACCACCGAGGCAGCUGCACAGCGACGCAACGGCCUGGUACGCACGCCCAUCGAACAGGCGGACGAGAUCCAGCCAGUUGACGCGGACAACGAAGAAGUCGAAGAAGGCCAAAUCGAUGAAGAGGGCGAUCAGGAGGGUCGUGAAGAGGCUGGCCAGGUUGCAGUUCAAUCCAACGAGCAUCGCAACACCGCCAUCGAUAAUGGGUCAAAGAAAACGGUUGCUCGGCCCAGCAACGAAGAUGGCCGUGCCAGGCGCGUCGUCCGCAGGCGUCGUGGCAACCGUCGCAACAGGAGCAACCGUCGUCGUCGUGGUGGUCGCAAAAAUCGCAGUGGCGUCCGUCGCACCAUCAGAAGGCGCAGUGGCAAGCCCCUGAGGGGUUAAGCCAUCCAUGCUACACACACUCAAUCCGAUACGGACACACCGAUGUACUUAGGCCAACACAAUACACACACACACACCAACACACGC